This is a messenger RNA of Fusarium oxysporum Fo47, 1710 nucleotides long. Its product is annotated as GMC oxidoreductase-domain-containing protein. Gene Ontology annotation, molecular function: oxidoreductase activity, acting on CH-OH group of donors; flavin adenine dinucleotide binding. The transcript is spliced from 3 exons. Lineage: Eukaryota; Fungi; Ascomycota; Sordariomycetes; Hypocreales; Nectriaceae. The record is from RefSeq and is a predicted model, not a curated record. Bases 29 to 1678 code for a protein of 549 amino acids.
CGAUUCUUCCAACGACAUCCAACUCACAAUGGCUUCACCAACUUACGACUACAUUGUUGUUGGAGGUGGCCUUGCAGGCUGCGUCCUCUCCAGCCGUAUUCGCCAGUACGAUGACGCAGUCAAGAUACUCCUCAUUGAAGCUGGAAAAGAAACGCGUGAGCGCUCGGAUGUGCAUAAUAUGCAGGUUUUGAACUUGGGCAGUGAACUGGACUGGCAGUAUCAGUCAGAACCCGUUGAAGCACUCAUGGGUCGACGCAUCACUCUCAACGCCGGAAAGGGCUUGGGCGGCAGCUCCGCUAUCAACUCAGGUGGCUGGACUCGUGGUGCUGCGGCAGACUACGACGAGUGGGCAGCUCUCGUUGGCGACGAGCGCUACAGCUACAAGGGCCAAUUACCAUGGUUCAAGAAAUCAGAGCUCUGGUUCGAUGACAAGAACCCAGAAGAGCACGGCAAGGAUGGGCCUAUCCGUGUAACUUGCGCCAAGGCAUCCAAUCGCAUGUUCCCUCUUGCUGAGCAAGCCGCUGCUGGAUGGGAAGAGCUUGGCGUUUUAACCUUGCCAGACGGCGAUCAGAACACCGGGGACAACCUUGGGCGUGCUUACAUCUGCGAAGCAAGAUCCGAUGGCAAACGCGAGUGGUCUGCCAAUCAGUAUUCAUUGGAUGGAAUCGAAGUUCGUCUCGAGACUUUCGUGAACCGGGUCAUCAUUCAGAAAAUACAUGGGAAUCUCAAAGCUACUGGUGUUGAGCUGGCCGACAGUAGCGUUGUCAAGGGCCACAACAUAAUAGUCUCCGCUGGUGCAUUCCGCUCUCCCCAGCUCCUUCAGCUCUCUGGUAUCGGCCCGAGUACCCAUCUUGAAACGUUUGGCAUUCAGCCGCUUGUCGAUCUUCCAGAGGUUGGUAAGAACCUAUCCGAUCAUAUGAUAUUCUUCCAGCACUGGCGGCUACGUGACCCUUCUGCUGGACAUACUAUUGGGUCCGCCAAUCCUCUUUUUCAACAACCCCAAUACUCGCAAGGUGUACCUUUUGACUGGAUCGUUAACACCGGUGUUCCCAAAGAGGGACUCGUUAAAGCUAUUGAGAGAGAUGAAGGGGCAAAGCCGAAUGAUUCCAAGCAUGUUCUCCUCGCGAAAGAUAGAACAUUUAUUGAAAACAUCGUCAUGUUUGCCAAGCUUCCGUUUCCUGGCGUCCCCAUGGAUGCAAAGCAUAUUACUAGUGCGUUGGUGAGCUUUCUGCCUACCUCGACAGGCUCUGUGUCAUUGAAGUCUGGGAAGCCUGAGGACCAUCCAAAAGUGAAUCUCAACUACCUCUCCACUGAGGUAGACAAGUAUGUCUUUCGUGAAGGAUUGCGCCAGUUGACGAGAUUCAUGCUAGAUUCCAAAUUCAGUGAUCAGAUUAUCGGAGAAUCUAUUCCCGAAGGACUCCUUGUGGAAGCUCUUGCACCGGAUGAUAGUGAUGAAAAGUUGGAUCAGAGGAUAGCUGUGACUGGCGGCACCUCAUGGCAUCCUUCAGGUACUUGCUCUAUGGGGAAAGUGGUUGAUACAGAGUUUCGCGUCACAGGUGUUGAAGGACUUCGGGUUGUUGACGCAUCAGUGAUCCCUGUGCCACUGAGCGCACAUCUUCAAGCCCCCCUCUAUGCGCUUUCAGAGCAGGCAGCAGCUAUUAUCACUGGGAAGGUUUAGUUCAGUGUAAGAUUGGCAGACAUUGCAGAAGU